This is a messenger RNA of Chinchilla lanigera (long-tailed chinchilla), 7443 nucleotides long. RefSeq names its product tudor domain containing 6 (gene Tdrd6). Lineage: Eukaryota; Metazoa; Chordata; Mammalia; Rodentia; Chinchillidae. The coding region runs from base 836 to 7039 and encodes 2067 amino acids. Gene Ontology annotation, biological process: spermatogenesis. The transcript has 5 exons. The record is from RefSeq and is a predicted model, not a curated record.
GAUUCAGUAACACAAGGAUUGGGUAUGGGUAGUCACCCAACACACGCUAUCACCAAAGGGUGACACGGGGUGAUAUGAGGCCACACCCGGUGGCCUCUGAUCUGGACAGACCGAAGACACUGUGAUUUGCACUGUCAGGCCAGGGUCUUACGAAGCACACAGUGUGUGUGUCAGAGAAGCUCCCAGGGAUGUGUGUGAUUUUGCACAUGCAUACAUCUGGAAUGCAGGCGCAUCCUGGGAGCCUCUCACACAGUUCGCUUCGGUUCCCAGGCCACCUCCGCCUGGAGGUUCCAAAGGGUGUCCAGGGGAGAGGCAGGUGUAGGAACAAGUACUGGAUCCGAGGCUGCGGACACUGCGAGCCUAAAGACCUCCUGUGGCCAGGCCACAUGGUGCUAGCUCAGAACACACCAAGAGCACCUUCUUAAGUGGGUCGUGGGGCCCAGGACCUGAGGGGAAGGAGUAUUUGCCAUGCCCCCUCUCUCCUUAUGGUCCCUUAUGGACGUAGGGAGACCACAUAGGGUCAGCUACUUCCUGGGGGCCCCCCGCGCCCGCGUCCUCCAUGUGCGCAUGCGCCCUAGAGUCUGGCCGUUCGCUGCCCAACGCCCAGCACGCGCCCUAGUAGGCGCAAGCACUCAGGGAGCCCUCUGGGGACUAGCUGGAGGGACGCGGCAGCAGUGAUUUCGGGCCAGGUCCUUAUCGUGGAGCCCAGGCAGGUUGUGCCCCCGCGGGCUCCUACGCGCCCCUCCAGGCCGGGUCUCCUGAGCUCAGCUGGUCCUACCCAUCCCCCCCGCCCGGUCCCGUGUGGCCCCUACCUCUGCCCACCGCGCCGGUCACCAUGAGCUGGGUACCGCCGCCCGGGACCUGGCUGGCGCUGCGGGUGUGCUCGGUGGACUCGCGCCCCGACUCGGUGCCCGCGGUGCUGCGGAUGCGGCCCGGAGGCCCCAAGGCGAACGGCGAGGCGCUGAGCUGCGUGCUGGCCGGCCUGGUGCCUGCCGGGUACGGCGCGGGGGAGCCGCCGCGCUGGGCGCCGGACGCCGUGAGCUUCCUGAGCGCCCUGCGGGGCCGCGAGAUGCGCGGCCGGAUAGCGGAGGUGCUAACCUCGCCGCGGCCGCUGGUGUUACUGGACUUGCCUGCCGUGGCGCAACGCAUGCAGGAGCUGGGCCUGGCGCGCCAGGUGCCCGACAGCCUCUUCCGCCCUCUGCUGGAGCGCCACCUGCUGCGCCGCGCGCCCGAGCCACCCGGCCCCGACUACUUCUACCCGCAACUGCAGCGAGGCGUCACGGAGCCCGUGGUGGUCACGCACGUGUGCCACCCGCUGCGCGUGCACUGCCAGCUCCGCGGGCUGGCGCAGGAGAUCCGCCUGCUGUCGGAGAGCAUGGCACAGGCCUACGGUGGCGCCCCGGGAACGCCUGAUGUUGCCAGGCCGGGGGCCCCCGAUGACAGCCCGGAUGACAGCCCCGACGAGAGCCCGGAUAAGCCGGGUGCACCCUGCGCCGCCUGCGGGCCCGACGGGCGAUGGCACCGGGCGCUGCUACUGACCACGCUGCGGGCGCGGCGCUGUGCGCAGGUGCUGCUCGUGGACCUGGGGCGCCAAGAGCUCGCGAGCCGCGCCCGCUUGCGACCCCUGCUGCCUGAGCAUUUCCGCAUGCCGGUGGUCACCUACCCGUGUGCCCUGCUCGGGCUCUGGGAUGGCGGGCGGGGCUGGUCCCGCGCGCAGGUCCGCGAACUGCGGGCGCUGCUGCUGGACCGUGCGUUGAGUGCUAAGAUCGAGUUCUACUGUGCCUUCGAGCAUGUGUACUAUGUCACCCUGUAUGGCGAUGACGGCGUCAACCUCAACCGUGUGUUCGGGGAGCAGACGUGCUCCUUGACCGACCAGUUCCUGCAGAGCUCAGGAAAGGAAGAAGAGGAAGAGCAGGAAGAAGACGAUGAAGAGGAUGGAGAACAGGAGGAGGACCCAGGAACGCAGGUGGGGGCCCCGGACGCUGCCCUCCCAGGCUUAAGGUCGGUCAGGCUGAAGCCCAGCACUUUCUACGAUGCCCAGGUGGAGUUUGUCACCAGCCCCUCCGAGUUCUGGAUCCGCUUGAAGAAACACAGCAGCCCCUUCAGCAGGCUAUCGAGGAGGAUGUGCAGUUUCUACACCCUGGCCAGCAAGCUGGAGGGUGUUGUCCUGAAACCUGAGGCCGAAGACCUCUGCUGCGUCAAAUGGAAAGACAAUGGCUAUUACCGGGCCAUUGUCACCAAACUUGGUGACAAGACUGCGGAGGUCUUCCUGGCUGACCGGGGCAACACAGAGCAAGUGGACUUGGGUGAUCUACGGAUGCUGCUCGCCCAGUUCAGGCGGCUGCCCGCGCUGGCCCUGAAGUGCACCCUUGCGGAUGUGUGGCCUUUGGGAACAGCUUGGAGCCAGGAGGCGAUCUCCUUCUUCAAAAAGACUGUGUUGCACAAAGAGCUGGUCAUCCACACCCUGGAUAAGCGAGCGCAGCAGUAUGUCAUAGAGAUUCUGGAUGAGUCAAGAACAGGGGAAGAGAACAUCGGGAAGGUGAUUGCUCAAGCUGGCUAUGCCAGGUAUCAGGAGUUUGAUGCCACAGAAGGCAUGGCAGUCCAUGCGCACUCCCUGGAGCGAAAUUCAGACCAUUUCAUUGCUGAGAAUGACAAAAUACCUUCUGCCACAAAGGUAGAAGAACAGAUAUCGGAGAGAGAUAAAACUCAGUCUGUUUCAGAAGCUGUGAUAAGUGCAAUCACAGUUAAAAACAUUUCAACUGGAGGAGUUGUACAGGAAAAAGGGAAUGUAGUGUCUGUUUAUUCUUCUCUGACACCACCGGGCUUCUUGACAAUGAAGCUGGGGUCCUCUUCGAUAAAGCUAGAGGUUGGAAGUACAGUAAAGGUCAAAGUGUCUCAUGUUGAAAACCCUGGGGAUUUCUGGUGUCAGCUGGCCAGGAACCUACACAAAUUUAAAGCCCUAAUGUAUGACAUUGAGGACUAUUGCAAAACCACAGCAGCCCCUUACCAGGGGGCCUCCCCUGCUUGUUUGGCAAAGCGGGCAGCAAGUGGAGAGUGGUCCAGAGCCCUGGUGACAGGAGCACUGUCUGAGGAGCAUGUCAGAGUACACUUUGUAGAUUAUGGAGACACAGAUGUGGUCUCUGUGAAGAACAUUUAUUCAACUAGUGACAGGUUUCUCAAGGUUACAGGUUUGGCUUUCCGGUGUAGUCUUUAUAAUUUAAUUCAACCAACUGGUGAAAGUCCCUUUGUUUGGGAUGAAAAGGCGACACAAGCCUUCAGUGAAUUUGUGCAUAAUGCACUGCAAAACUAUCUAGAAUUAAAAUGCACAAUAUUUGCCGUGGUCUCGGUACAUAAUGAACAGUUUAAUGUUGUGGAUUUGCUGACACCUUUUCAGAGCGCAUGCUACACUUUGGUAGAAAAGAGACUUGCAAGACCUGUAAACCUUCAGAAGCCUCUGGAGUCUUCUGUUCAGCUACAUUCCUACUACUAUUCUGCACAUGACGUGAAAAUUGGAAGUGAGGAAUCAGUGUAUAUAACGCACGUUGAUGAUCCUUGGACAUUUUAUUGCCAGCUAGCAAAAAAUGUGGAUAUUUUAAAACAUUUGUCAUGUCAUAUAACACAACUAAUUAAAGUUUUACCUAGUACACAAACAUUGUCCUUGACCUGUGGAAGCUUAUGCCUUGCCAGAUAUACUGAUGGCAACUGGUACCGUGGACUAGUGAUUGAGCAAGAACCGACUAAAGUCUUCUUUGUUGAUUUUGGGAAUGUUUAUGUGACAAGUGAUAAUCUGCUUCCAAUUCCUCAUGAUGCAUAUGAAGUUUUGCUUUUGCCUAUGCAGGCUGUGAAAUGUUCAUUAUCUGAUAUUCCUGAUCGAAUGCCAGAGGAAGUUACGUCAUGGUUUCAGGAUACUGUUUUAGAUAAGCCAAUGAAGGCCUUAGUUGUAGCAAAGGAUCCAGAUGGAAGACUGAUUAUAGAGCUAUAUGAUGACUGUAUUCAAAUCAAUGCUAUUAUCAAUGAGAAGUUUGGGCUACUUGGUCACAAAGCUACAACAAGGGGCAAAGAGAAAGAAAGUGAAACACUCCGCUCCACAACUGAAUCUCUCAAAGAAAAUAGUGAAACUGUGAACUUUUCAUCUAUGGAGCAUUCAAGUAAAUCAGCGGAGAACCAGUCACACACUUUAGAGAGUUUGGGAGAAUCAUUCAAGCCUAUGACCAGCUCAUCAUGGAAUAAGCUCAGACAUUUACAAAAUUCAACAAAGACCAACUGUGUCACUCACCAUCAGUGCUCUAUGGGAAACAAAAAUCAACAAGUAUUGCUAUUUACUAGAGAAAAGGAAGACAUUUUUGAUGACCCACCUUUGAAAGCCACAAAACCAGAAGCCAUCCUGUCAGAGAAAAUAGAAGAGUCAUAUAACAAAGAUCUGCCUCUCAAAUUCUAUGAGUUCCCACAGAAGACGAUAAUGCCGGGCUUUAAAACAACUGUAUAUAUUUCACAUAUUAAUGACCCUUCUGACUUUUACGUUCAGCUAACAGAAGAUGAAGCUGAAAUUAAUCAUCUUUCAGAGAGAUUAAAUGACGUGAAAACAAGACCCCAGCAUUAUGCAGGUCCUUUGCAAAAGGGAGACGUAAUAUGUGCCGUCUUCUCCGAAGAUAGUUUAUGGUAUCGUGCUGUGGUCAAGGAGCAAAAACCCGACAACCUUCUCUCUGUGCAGUUUAUUGACUAUGGAAAUAUUUCCAUGGUCCACACUGACAACAUCGGUAGGCUUGACCCCAUGAAUGCAUUGUUACCACAACUGUGCAUUCAGUGUUCGCUAAAGGGACUUUGGGUUCCUGACACUGUCAAGUGCAAAGAAGUGACGCAUUACUUCUCCCAAAGGACGGAUGAGGCUCAGAUAAGAUGCGAAUUUGUUACACUUCAAGAGAAAUGGGAAGUUAUUCUUGCUGAUAAACAUGGGAUUAUAGCAGAAGAUAUGAUUAGCAGGUAUACUUUCAGUAGAGAACCUCAAAUAUGUCUUUCUACCCAAAUAAUUAAAGGUGACUAUGCCAAGUCUGCUCAUAAGUCAGAUAUUGACACUACAGUGUUGCUCAACUGGCAUAAUCCCCAAAUGAAGAUGGUAAGAGCUUAUGCCAUGGUUGUAGAUGGACCUGAGUAUUUCUGGUGUCAGUUUGCUGAUACUGAGAAACUUCGGUAUUUAGAAGUUGGAAUACAAACUGCUACAAAGCAGACCGUAGAUUGGAGAGACAGUGUCCGAUGUCCUCGCAUUGGAAAUCCUUGUAUGGUAAAAUAUAGAGAAGAUGGGCAUUAUUAUAGAGCACUCAUCACUGAUAUUCGUGAAGAUCAUCUUUUGUCUGUCAGGCUUAUAGACUUUGGGAACGUUGAAGACUGUGUGGACCCAAAAACGGUCUUGAAUAUUCCUCCUGAGCUCUUAUCCAUUCCCAUGCAGGCCUUUCCAUGUUGCCUUUCAGGAUUUAACAUUUCAGAAGGCUCCUGUCCUCAACAGGGAAAUGAUUAUUUUUAUGAACUAGUCACAGAAGAUGUGUUGGAGAUAACAAUUUUAGAAAUCAAGAGGGAUGUUUGUGACGUCCCUUUAGCAGUUGUUGACUUGAGAAGCAAAGGUGAAAGUAUUAAUGAGAAAAUGAAGAAAUAUUCAAAAAUUAACAUUGCUAAGAGCUUUCUGCCUUAUCAGAAAGAUGGGCCAGAGAUCAAGGGAGCCCUUGGGUACCCCCAGCCUGAUGUUGGAUUUAAGAAACUAAGUAAUAAAGUUGUGCAAGGUAAAGCCUUGCACGUGGAACCACAAGCAGAUGAGCUUUCUGAAAGGAUUGCAAAAGAUUUAAACAUUGAAACCAAACCGAGCAGAUUCUGUGACCUUGGAACUGAUAACAUUUUUAAGGCUUUUGAAAACCCUUGUGAAGCUGGAACUGGUUCUGUCCUAGAAGCCAGAGAAGAGUGCUACUUGGGUGACCGGGCAGUGUUUGAUGAUGAGUUCCUGGUUACAGAAUUUAACACAUUAUUGCCACGUGCCAGUGAAACCACAGAGAGCUUAGAACUGAAUUCCUUUGAGGUUCCACUUUCCCCUGAUGAAGACUUGAAAGAAUUCGUGGAACUAGAAUCCCUUCAGUUACAGCCUUCUCCCAUCAGGGAUGAAGACAAAGAGGAUCUAAGCCUGCAGCCACCAAUUAUGCCACUCUCCAGAGGCUGUGACACGAAAGCUACCCUGGAGCCAUUUCCAGUGCAGCUUCCCCACAGCUGUGAGUCUGAGACACAGCCAGAAAUGGAACUUCCCAAAGCCCCACUGUCUCCUGAGCACGUUGUGGGCCCCCCGUCUGUACCGGUUGGUGAGAAAGCCCAAGAGGCUGGGUGUGUGGAGGGUGCAAGAGAGGCAGGCUGUGGAAACCCUGUGGAUGACCAGCUCAGGGUGCCCGUGCAUCUCCACGAGGAGAACCGUGACCCCACGAUGCAUGCAGAAACAAGUCUGUUUGAGGAGAAACUCCCAGAAUACAAAAACAUGGAUGCCAUUUCAUCCUUAAUACCUUUGCUCCCUCAAGAAGGACUCAGAGACAGAAAGAAACAAAGUCAUGCUUCACCAGAUAGUGGCUUAGCUCCAAUGCAGAACACUUACACUCUGAAAGGAUUUACUGUUGGAUCCAAAUGUGUUGUGUGGUCGAGUCUCAGAAACACAUGGUCUAAGUGUGAGAUUUUGGAAAUAGCCGAAGAAGGCACAAAGGUUCUGAACCUUUCAAAUGGCGUGGAAGAGCUGGUGAACCCAGAGGAUGUCUGGAAUGGCAUUCCCAAAUCAGAAAAGAGUCCAUCAGAGGCUUCAUUCCAAACACCGGAGAAAGGUCUUUCAUUCCUGUCAUUGGAUGACACUGCAUCUCAAGAUGAAGGUGUUUCUCUUCUUGUCUCAGAAGAGGAGUCUGGAGGUGACCUUGGUUUUUCUGAGGACCCAGACAGUUGCUCAAGUGGUGUCUCACCCGGACCAAAAAUACCGGAGAAGGCCGGCAGCACAUCACCACAGGAUAUUGUCACUUUUGAGAACUGAUGUGUGUUAAGAACAAAAUAGGCCUGUGGUUGGCUGUAGAGUGUAUUUACAGUGUGACUCUUGUAUUUAUGGAUUUGGGAUCUUUCCUCUACCUUUAAUUAUUUUUAUGUUUCUAUUCAGCGGGGAGGAUUUACAUUGCUAAACAAUUUUGUUAACAUAUUAUUCAUGUUUCAAAAGUAAAACCAUUGACAUCUUUUUAAUAUAAUGUUUAUAUUCAAAUAGAAAAAUACAGGUUUGUGACAAGUCUGUUACAUGGCCUUAUUUAGUAUGGCUUUGUUAGCAGUAACUUCUUCAGAAUUUUUAUUUGAGUUUUGAAUUUUGCUUUGUCUUUCUAGUUAAAUGUUUAUUAUUAUUAUUAUUAUUCUGUUUGCUUAUGUAACACGAGAUUACAAUAAAGUUUAUCC